CAGCUUUGCCUUGGACCUAAUCCCGAGUUUGUCUUUGGAAGAUGUCUGUGAGAACUCUGCCCCUGGUUUUCAUUAAUCUCGGUGGAGAGAUGCUUUACAUACUGGACCAACGCCUGCGAGCACAGAACACGUCUGAGGACAAUUCAGAGAAAGGAGUGUGGUCAGAAAAUGACAGAAAAAGAGUCAUGAAUGACAUCGUUGGGACCAUGUUUAGUAAAACCUUUAUGGAUGAACUUCUCAAACCUCAGCAGCUGUAUUCGCACAGAACACUGAAAACAGUGCUAACACGCUUAGCACAUGCCUCCAUCAUGAGGUUGAACCCCGCCAGCAUGGACAGGCUUUACGAGCUGAUGGCCAUGGCGUUCAAAUAUCAAGUCUUCCUUUGUCCACGGCCAAAAGACUUGCUGCUCAUCUCAUACAACCACAUAGACACCAUAAGGGAAUUUGUAAAAGACACUCCUGUGGUUGUGAACCAAGUGGACGAGACACACAGGAAGAUCAUCGAGAUUUACUCGUCGUUAUCAGACGGUGAAUUUCAGCUUCUCAGACAAACACUGCUCAUAUUUUUCCAGGACAUGCAUGUUCGGGUGUCACUUUUCCUCAAGAAUCAAGUCCAGAAUCCAAAUGGACGUUUUGCCCUGUCGACCUCAGGCCCAGUGCCUCGUGGGAUAGAUGUUCCAGGGUUAAUCCGGACGUUUGACAGUAAAGGCAGGGAAGUGAGACGAAGUGAGUUUCCCCCUGGAGGAAGUUACAGCAGCCCAAUCAGAGAGGGAUGUUUCGACCUGCACGGAGACAGAGUCAUCAGACUGGGCCUGAACAUGUACACUGUGAACCAUCCAGAGGAGACUCACACAUCCAAGGCUCCUUCUGUGAAGACAGACGACUCUCCAAACCUUCUGGCCAAGGAGGAGCUGAACCUGCUGGCUCGUCUGAUGGGAAGCAUGAAGGCUGAGAAGCAGCCCACAGCUGAGAUUGGCUUCAGGGUCAACCUGUUCACUACAGACCAGGAGGAGGAGGAGGCGGGAACUUCCUGUGGAGCUGACGAGUCUUUGUUCGGAGUGAUAAACAUUCAAGCGAUGCAGGAUCAACAGGCUGCAACUGAACUGGCUCGAAUCGCUGGAGAGUUCACAGAACAGGAACAGCCUGAAAGUCCAGGCGGGAACAAAGGAGACGACCUGCUGGCCAUGAUGGACGAUCUCUGACCCUGUUCAGUCUCUUCAUUUUUAUUGGUUGAUCAUGGUCACUGAAGUCUGUGAUGAACUUUAAGACGCUUUCAUUUAUUGCUUUAACUUUAUGGCCUAAAUUAAACAAUCACAUAACCCCUCACUGUGAGUUUG
Molecule: messenger RNA, 1337 nt
Organism: Seriola dumerili (greater amberjack)
Lineage: Eukaryota; Metazoa; Chordata; Actinopteri; Carangiformes; Carangidae
Gene: oscp1a
Product: protein OSCP1-like
Exons: 11
Coding region: 42-1202 (386 amino acids)
Biological process (GO): transport
Cellular component (GO): plasma membrane; cytoplasm
Source: RefSeq, a predicted model, not a curated record